ACUCGGCCCUCACCCCACCCGGCGGGGCCAUUCUGAGGUCAGAGCUCCGGCUUGCUGCAUCACUGCAUCCCACCGUCCCGUCCCCGUCGCACCAUGGAACAGAUGGACAUGUCCAGGUUGGUGGGCCGCGUGGUCGUGGUCACCGGGGCCGCGGGGGGGCUCGGUGCCGCCAUCGCCGAGGACCUCUUCCAAUCCGGCCUCAAAGUGGCCGCCUUCGACUGCAACCUGGAGAGGGUCCAGGCACUGGCCGCGCGCCUCCAGGGCGGCUCCAGCAGCGGCGCGGCCGGCGGGUCGGUGCACCCGCUCCAUGUGGACAUCACCAAGGAGGCGGAGCUCAAGCGGGCCUUCCAGUGGGUGGACGAGCACCUAGGAGCCGUGGCGGCCAUUGUCAACAACGCCGGCAUCGCGCCCAUGAGCCCUUUAGGAGAUUCAGAUCAUCAGCUGAUGUCCAGCGUGCUCAACACGAACGUUCUGGGGCUGGCCGCAGCCACCCGGGAGGCCAUUGAAAGCAUGAAGAAGCAUGGCGUCAAAGACGGCGUCAUCGUUAACAUUGGCAGCACCGUGGGCCACGCCGAGUUCAUAUCGCGUGCCCUGCUGGACGUGUUCGCCAUGUCCAUGUACGCCACCUCCAAGCACGCGGUCAUCGGUUUCAAUCGUGCCCUCCGCGCCGAGCUGAGGAACCAAGGAGUCAACGUCAGGGUCACGGACCUCUCCCCCGGGACAGUCCAGACGCCCCUAGUGAGCGAUAAGUGUCUGGAGGAUUUGGAGCACCGUGUCUUGCAGCCUCGCGACAUAGCGCGCGCCGUCCGCUUCGUACUGUCCAGCCCGCCGUCCGUCGAGAUCGUGCACCUCACCAUUCAGCCAGCUGGGGAAGUAUGGUGAACGUUCUACAAAGUUGUGAGUGGUUUGAGGGUUGUAAGUAAGUUGUUACUUCUAUAAAAAGUUGAAUGAAUAAAUUAUUUUAUUUUUUA
Frankliniella occidentalis (western flower thrips) is the source of this 971-nucleotide messenger RNA. RefSeq names its product farnesol dehydrogenase-like. The record is from RefSeq and is a predicted model, not a curated record. Gene Ontology annotation, molecular function: oxidoreductase activity. Lineage: Eukaryota; Metazoa; Arthropoda; Insecta; Thysanoptera; Thripidae. Bases 94 to 882 code for a protein of 262 amino acids. The transcript is spliced from 6 exons.